Leptosia nina is the source of this 420-nucleotide messenger RNA. NCBI's taxonomy places the organism in Eukaryota, Metazoa, Arthropoda, Insecta, Lepidoptera, Pieridae. The record is from the annotation of a GenBank genome assembly.
AUGAGGAGCAGCGGGUGUCUUACUGAAAUAUUCCGCUUUUUGUUUUCUGCCCUCAUUCCGUUUGCGAAACGAGAUCAAAUGCUAAGUAAACGAGCUGGAACACACAAUAGUGUGACUAGUGCAGUGUGUCGUCGGCAUGAGCAGCCCGGGCAGGCGGCGCUAGCGCAAGCGAUGCUUCGUUUGCAGCAUCUUGCGCGCCUGCUGCUGCUGUGUCUGGCGCACCUCUCGCCGCCUGGUGCGUGUGACGUAGCGGGCGGCGCUGGUUCUGUGAAUUCCCUGCCAGCAGCAGGGAACGCGCGCCUAGCGCCAUCUUUUGACGCGUCCACGCCGAGGAACGUCACCGCACUCGUCGGAAAAUCAGCAUACCUCAGUUGCCGCGUACGGAACCUCGGAAAUAGAACGGUGAGUUGGAAAUUUUGA